Molecule: messenger RNA, 1491 nt
Organism: Aspergillus welwitschiae
Lineage: Eukaryota; Fungi; Ascomycota; Eurotiomycetes; Eurotiales; Aspergillaceae
Product: glycoside hydrolase family 16 protein
Exons: 3
Coding region: 213-1403 (396 amino acids)
Biological process (GO): glucan catabolic process
Molecular function (GO): hydrolase activity, hydrolyzing O-glycosyl compounds
Source: RefSeq, a predicted model, not a curated record
AUCAGGCCAUGAUCGUUAAGGUAACGCCAGUCUGACUCGCAGAUCUUUAUGACACCAUCCCGCCCGGCGACUUCAAGUUCACCUCCCCAACCUUUUCAUUGUCAAUUCUGCUAGCUACAUACAUUCGUUUACUGCGAAAAUAGUUGGAUACACUUCGUUCUUGCUAUAAUUAUAUCACUUGUGUCCUUUCUAUCUGAUAAGCUUGGGCCAUCAUGGCCGAUAAGCAUUACUAUACACCCGGCACUGAAUACAGCAGGUAUGGGGGCGCCACCAGUCAGCUUCCCAAAUUAGACGAUGAUCUCGGUCAUGCAGGGCCUCCCCCGCCGCCAGGAUCCGGGCAAUUUAUACCUUCGCAGCAGACGGCCGCUCAGUAUUCCUGGUACGACCCUCGCGGCUGGUCGCUACGGAAAAAGUUGAUUAUAGCAGCCGUCAUCAUUGUCAUCAUCAUUGCAGUCGUUGUUGGUGCAGUCGAAGGGACGAAGAAGAAAGGGUAUCCCGACUAUUCCAAGCUUGAUUACAAGCUGGUGGACACGUAUUCGGGCAACUCGUUCUUUGACCGGUUCAACUACUAUUCUGGCGAGGAUCCCACUGAUGGGUUUGUCCAAUAUGUAAAUCAGUCAACAUCAAAUUCCUUGAAUCUGACCUAUGCUGGCGAAGACUCCGUUGUGCUCAAGGUGGACACAUCCAACAAGAAUGCAACAAAAGGAAGACAGUCUGUGCGUCUGGAGUCAAAAACAAGUUACGAUAGCGGCCUCUUCAUCUUCGACAUUCUCCACACGCCAUAUGGCUGUGGCCUGUGGCCAGCACUGUGGUUAACCGAUACCUACAACUGGCCUGAAAACGGAGAAAUCGACGUGGUUGAGACGAACAACCUGGCCACCGAGGGAAAUGCCGUUACAUUGCAUACAACCAGCGGUUGUAAAAUGAAUGUCAAGAGAAAGGAAACCGGUACCCCAAAUUACGUGACCUGCGACAACAGCACGCAUAGCAACGCCGGAUGUGGUGUACAGGGCUCGCCAAGCACGUACGGUCAAGAAAUGAACGAGAAUGGCGGCGGGGUUUACGCUCUGGAGCUACGGGAUGCCGGAAUCCGAGCUUGGUUCUUCUCACGCGAUUCUAUUCCCGACGACAUUUCGAACUCGAGCAGCACUCCAGACCCAUCAACAUGGGGGACUGCAUUGGCUGACUUUCCCAAUACUCACUGCGAUAUACCCUCUCACUUCAAAAAUCAAAGUAUAAUUGCCAACAUCGAUCUCUGCGGACAGCUCGGUGGUAACAAGGCAUUCUAUACUGAACAGUAUCACUGUCCGGGUACAUGCGAAAGUUUUGUCCGCAGCAACCCUGGCAAGUUUACUCAGGCGUACUGGGAGUUUAAAAGCUUCAAAGUAUAUCAGGCUAGUUAGAUGGUUGGCUUCCGUAUAGAGACUCGUCUUUUGCUUUUUGCUAGUUAUGAUUAUAACUUUCAUGAAUGAGGUAAUGGCUGACGCGGAU